This is a messenger RNA of Photinus pyralis (common eastern firefly), 2002 nucleotides long. Its product is annotated as protein peste-like. Bases 505 to 1938 code for a protein of 477 amino acids. Gene Ontology annotation, molecular function: scavenger receptor activity. Gene Ontology annotation, cellular component: membrane; cytoplasm. NCBI's taxonomy places the organism in Eukaryota, Metazoa, Arthropoda, Insecta, Coleoptera, Lampyridae. The record is from RefSeq and is a predicted model, not a curated record. The transcript is spliced from 7 exons.
AAAGCCCGUAAAAUAUGACAUAAUUUCGUUUCAGGAGCUUUAAUAUCGAAUAGCAUUGUCAUGCUCCGUCCAUUCUAUCUGUACACUGCGUAUACCAUAUCGCGAGAAUUGUCAUCUUUGACCCGUUUGCACAGGUCCGACAUCAUUCAUAUUAAUAUGUUUGUGUUAUAAUCUACUUUGCAUAAUAUAUCAAACACUACUCUGAAUAUUAUGUACCUAUGGGAAACUUUUCGCAGUUGUAGAAAUUGGCUCAGUUCUCAAAGUUAUGUCCCACCAAUAACUUGGAGAACAGAAAAUGAUUCAGUUAUUAGCGCCUAAUUUAUAGUCUCCUUGGAAAUGAUAAAGAGCCAUGGACUGUUUAGUUUCUCAAUGCCAAGGUUGAAAAAACUUAGUGUUCGGGCAUUUGUUUAUUGGUACGAAACCAUACUUCAAUUUAACUUGUCUCACGUUCAGAGAUAAGGUCACAAUUAAUAGCACCACAUCGAGAGCCACAAAGACUGAAGUAUGCGCGCAAUUAACAUGUGGAACAAAAUUUUACUAACUUUCGGUGUAACUUUGAUAGUAGUCGGGUUGGUGCUCUUAUUUUGCUUUUCGAGUCUAGUCACGUUAAUUCUAAAUAAUUCCUUAACAUUAAGUGCAAAUAGUAAAGCGUUCGAAGAAUGGCGAAAAACGCGACCGAUACCUAUGGACAUGUACUUCUUUAACUGGACUAAUCCGGACGAUAUUUAUAAUCCAGACAUUAAACCAAACUUUGAGGAAGUGGGACCGUACAAGUUAUUUCACGUACGUGAGAAAGUGAAUAUUACGUGGAACGAUAAUGAUACUGUCACCUACAAACAUUUGUUAAGUUAUUACUACGACGAUAACUCACCUAGUAAUCUGUCGGAUGUUAUAACCACAAUCGAUAUGGUUGCGUUGUCAAUGGCACAAAGGACCAAGGAUUCGUUUUUCUUCGUUAAAAACCCAGUCAAGCUGGCUUUGAUGUUUUCCAACAUUUAUGUCCGGAAGACUGCUAGGGAGCUUAUGUCGGGCUACGAAACGAGUAUUAUGGCGGCAGCAAACGCGUUGAAUUUUGUAACUGGAGAAAAUGCGCCUGAUAAAUUUGGAUAUUUGUAUGCAGCUAACCAAACGAUCGGAUUCGAUGGUACUUACAACGUACGAAAUACCGUCGGCGAUGAUUUUGGCGCAUUAAAGAACUGGAAUUACAACAACUUCACGCUAUUCUACGAAGGCCAGUGCGGAAAAAUAAAUGGUUCUGCCGGUGAACUCUAUCCCCAAAAUUUGAAACCCGACCACAUCACAUUCUUCAGCGCAGAUCUCUGUCGUCCACUCGAGUUUACUUUCGAGGAAAACCAGACGGUAGAAGGUAUUCCCAGUUAUAAGUAUUCCGCCAAAGAUGCAGUAUUUGAUAACGGCACGUUAGUUACUCGAAAUAAAUGCUUUUGCACCGGUAGAUGUUUUCCUUCCGGUGUACUGGACAAUUCCGCGUGUCGAAGUGGCGUUCCGUUGUUUUCGUCUUUACCACACUUUUACUACGCGGAUGAGUUCUACAGAAACAAAAUUGAUGGAAUGAAACCCGAUAAGGAUAAACACGAGUUCUAUUUCACAUUUGAACCGAAUAUCGGCAUAGUUACCAGCACAGCAGCCAGGUUACAAGUCAACGUAUGGCUAGAACCACUGGAAGACUUUCAGUUAUACAAAAACGUUCCCGAGCUAAUGAUCCCAAUUUUUUGGACCCAGCAACAGGUUGUCCUGUACGAAGAGCAUGUCGCAAAUGUCAAACUGUUCCUUAUAUCGCCAACGAUAAGCAAGAUCUCUUCACUAGUAAUGAUUGUUGUGGGAUUAGUAUGUAUAGGUUACGUGUUAGUUAUACUUUAUUUGAACGAGAGGAGGGUGACAAAAAGUAAAUUAUGGAAGAAUGAAAUUGCGCUUAAGUAGAAAAUGUGCCUUAGGUAUAGUUAUAUUAACUAUUGUAAAUAAAUUUUAUUACGACUGUUAUUAA